Messenger RNA from Aspergillus mulundensis, 1890 nucleotides. RefSeq names its product methylenetetrahydrofolate reductase (NAD(P)H) MET13. Bases 1 to 1890 code for a protein of 629 amino acids. Gene Ontology annotation, cellular component: cytosol. The transcript has 3 exons. The record is from RefSeq and is a predicted model, not a curated record. Gene Ontology annotation, biological process: tetrahydrofolate interconversion. NCBI's taxonomy places the organism in Eukaryota, Fungi, Ascomycota, Eurotiomycetes, Eurotiales, Aspergillaceae. Gene Ontology annotation, molecular function: FAD binding; methylenetetrahydrofolate reductase [NAD(P)H] activity.
AUGCAUAUCAAAGAUAAGCUCGCCCAAAAUGAGGCCGCCGGCAAAAUCGGCAUCUCGUUCGAGUUCUUCCCACCGAAGACCGCGCAGGGUGUUCAGAACUUAUACGACAGAAUGGACCGCAUGCACGCAUUGGGCCCAUCUUUCAUCGAUGUCACAUGGGGUGCUGGUGGACGACUCUCGGAUUUGACCUGUGAGAUGGUCAAUGUUGCUCAAUCGGUCUACGGUCUGGAAACAUGCAUGCAUCUCACCUGCACGGAUAUGCCCCAGGAGAGGGUGGACGCUGCGCUUCAAGCAGCGUACAAUGCCGGUUGCACGAAUAUCCUUGCUCUGCGCGGCGACCCUCCUCGUGAAAAGGAAGUGUGGGAGGCUGCUGAUGGUGGAUUCCGUUAUGCAAAAGAUUUGGUCAAGUACAUCCGGGACAAGUACGGCAACCAUUUCUGCAUUGGAGUUGGAGGAUACCCUGAGGGCGCCGAUGACAACUCAGAUGUAGAUCAGUUGAUCGACCAUCUCAAGGAGAAGGUUGACGCUGGUAGCACGUUUAUUGUCACCCAGAUGUUUUACGAUACGGACAACUUCAUCAAGUGGGUUGAGAAAUGUCGUGCCAAGGGAAUCACCGUGCCCAUCAUUCCCGGAAUCAUGCCCAUCCAGACAUAUGCUGCUUUUAUCAGACGUGCGAACUGGACUAAGACACUCAUCCCUCCUGACUGGCUGGAGGCUCUGGAGCCCGUAAAGAACGAUGAUGCCGCUGUGAAGCAAGUCGGCAAACGCUUGAUUGCGGACAUGUGUAGGAGAUCAAUUGCCGCUGGUAUCAAACACCUGCACUUCUACACUAUGAACCUGGCCCAAUCGACACAGCUUGUUCUCGAAGAGCUAGAACUCAGCCCAACAGCCGAGGCUCCGAUCCCAAGGCCUUUGCCUUGGAGGCCUUCCCUGGGUCUCAACCGGCGAGAAGAAGAUGUUCGUCCUAUCUUCUGGCGGAACCGACAAUCAUCUUACAUUGCGCGAACUGCGAUCUGGGACGAAUUCCCCAACGGCCGCUGGACGGACUCCAGAUCGCCCGCCUUUGGUGAGUUGGAACUUUACGGUGUAGGUAUUAAGGGCACAAACGAACAGAACAUUAAACUCUGGGGCGAGCCCAAGUCUCUGAGCGAUCUCGCCCACGUCUUCGUUCGUUUCCUGGAAGGCAGUCUCGACCGACUCCCUUGGAGCGACUCUCCCAUCACCCCUGAGACAAAUGCCAUUAAGGACCCACUGGUCGAGCUCAACAAGCGAGGUUUCUUCACGAUCAACUCUCAACCCGCCGUUAACGGUGUAAAGUCCUCUCACCCUGUAUAUGGAUGGGGCCCGAAGAACGGUUUCGUCUACCAGAAGGCUUACCUCGAGCUCCUCAUUCCUCCCUACGUGAUUGAUGAGCUCAUUGCACGAAUUGAUACGAAUGAAGAUCUCACCUACCACGCCGUGACCAAGCAUGGCGAACUGCGGACAAACACCCGCGAUAGUCCUAACGCCUUGACAUGGGGUAUCUUCGCUGGACGCGAGGUUGUGCAGCCAACCAUUGUGGAAACAGUCAGUUUCUUGGCCUGGAAGGAUGAAGCAUACCAGCUCGGUGAAGACUGGGCCAAGUGUCACGAUGCUGCAAGCCCAAGCCGAAAGUUGCUCCAAGGCAUCAUGGACAGCUGGUACCUCGUAAACAUCGUUAACAACGACUUCCACAACACAUACGAUCUCUUCGAGCUGUUCAAGGACCUAAAUGUCAAGGACCUCGACGUCGAGAUACCAGGUGAGACCACCGAGCAGAAGGCCCACCAGAACGGAACGACCAACGGCUCAAACGGCACAACCAACGGCAUAACCUCCAACGGGACUGCCGCCGAGGCCGUAAAGAACUAG